UGUCCAUCUGUGCUUCAGUUCGAACAGUCUAUGAUCCCGAGCCUCCGCCUCCUCCUCAUAUCUUUGUUUUACCAACCUUCGCUCUUCUUGUCGUACCCCUCGCCAACUCCCACGCCUACCCCGACCACUACAUUGAUUACCCCCGUCUCCUCUUCCGACGUUCUUUCAAACGUGCCACCACAUCCCUCAAAAGAAAACCAAAAAAGGUCCCACGCCCGGAGGCAGCUUACGGGACAUAUCCCUCUACCACGUAACGCGUUCAUUCUCUUUCGUCGCGACUUUUGUCCGCCAAAAUAAAUUCCUUCCUUCCAUCGAAAAGAAACGACAACAUAUCUCGCAUCGCUGGUUCUCUGUGGAACGAUAUGACCUCUCCGCAACAGCAACCUUGGAACAUGUUAACAGGGCAGGAGAAAACCGAACACGCCCUUCUUUAUCCCGACUACAAGCACGAGCCCAGGAAAAGUCCGAGGGUCGCCAGAAAGAAGGCCCACACGAUGGGGUACGCCGAAUCGGGGCAUCGAGGACGGUCUUCGCGAUCCAGGCAAAACGGCGAGUACCCACCUUUGGCUCCGCACUCGGCCAUCUGUCACAGCCUACCUUGUCGCCGCUCCUCCUCGUGUCCUCCUCCUGGUUCUGUGCCUGCCGCCCCCCCGGCUGUCCAUCACGAAGACGAGGAUGAUGUCCCAAUUGGACCAGUCUUUGAAACUCGAGACGACUUGCAGCGUCGCCCGAGCCGCAUCAUGACGUAUCAUUCCUCGUCCUCGGCGUAUCCUUCUUCCUUCGACGUUUCAUCCAUCCCAAUGCAACUACUCGAGCCGGAAGAGCUUUCGUAUUCAUGGCCUGCGGACCCGAGAGAGUUCCAGUUGAUUCCUCCAUCUUUGCUAUGCGGCAUGGCCGAUGGUCGCAAUGGCUUUAUCUCUUCGGACUUCAGUGACGUCCAGGCUAAGAGUAUUUGGAUCGAGCCUUCGUGGGAUUACACUCAAGCUGAUACCGACAUCUCGUGGGCCGAGCCAGAGUCCUUUGUUCCGUAUCUCAGCACAGAGGACAUAAUGUCGCAAUGGUACCAGGAGGUAAAAAAAGAAGAACGAGAAAUACUAUUUGACGAUUUCAGGAAGGAUCAGCAACACUUCGACACGACCUUGUUUAUUUACCCAUUCGCAAGCCGCGCCUUUGGGAAUGCUUCUAGUUCAUCUCCCGCACCGCCCAGUCUCUCGCCUUUGGAAAUUGCUCCAAACGAAGUCUCGGGUCCGCAACAAGAAUUGUAA
Molecule: messenger RNA, 1265 nt
Organism: Guyanagaster necrorhizus
Lineage: Eukaryota; Fungi; Basidiomycota; Agaricomycetes; Agaricales; Physalacriaceae
Exons: 2
Coding region: 363-1265 (300 amino acids)
Source: RefSeq, a predicted model, not a curated record